ACAAGAUGGCGACCAAGAACUGCUUGAACACUGGAAAACAAUAGAGACAGCGCAAUUGGGCUGAGUUUAUUUCUUCACCGUUUGAUUUCAGUUUUUUUGUCGUCCUAAACCGGGGGACGAGAGUCGGCUGCCUGUAGUUUAAGACUUUUAAAGCAGACUUUAAUGAAAAGCUUUGUUUGAGUGCUAGUUAGCAGGUAGGCUAAGCUACAUCCGUAGCUGUAAUGUAACUGAGGAUCAGCUGUUAGACGCACUGCUACUUUAAAAGUUACUUUUACUACUAAAAGUUAAUAUGAACUCUCUAACUUCGUAUUUUUGCGCUGGGUGGAUAUAAUAUAUUUGUUUUGGUCCGUCACUUUCUUACGUUUCUUCGCUGUUUUUUUUCCUCAUUGCGUCUUUUCGCAAACUUUAACUGGGGCGAAGAGUCUUUUAUAAAUAUUUUAAAAAACAUAUACAGAAAAUAAACUGAAAAAACGUGCCGCGUGUUUCUUUAUAAAAACACCUUUUUGUGUAACGUUAUUGAAUUCGAACUAAAGUUUUAAAGAUAAAGAUUCAUUGAGUACAAGUUUUGAAUUAUCUUAAACGUUCCGUUGAAUUAUAUUAAUGUCUAAAUAUAUGUAACAAAGUUAACUUGAAUAAUUUAUUAGCGAUGGCUAAUUCUUUCAUUCAUAAAAUCACAGUUUUUACUUCAAUGUGGUUUGUGGCAGGACUCUGAGCUCGAAUAUUUCCACACCACUAAGUUAGAUAAGAGUUUCAGUGAUUUCUUUGUAUAUAUUAGUUUGUUUAGUUUAGAGUAUUACUUUGACCUUUUUUUUUUUAAAUACAAGAGCACAUAGCUGAACUAUGUGCCAUUUCUUUUGUUAUAUAAGGAGGCAGAUAGUGAUAAAAAUGGAGGCAGUUGAGUGUGUUUUGUAAAGACUCAUACUCCAGCUCACACACUGAAGCAGAGUUGUGCUGGUAUCCGGACACUCGAGAGAGUUUAUAAACACACUGUUGUUCUGGAUGAUGGCGGAUUUCGUGGUGCCGCAGCACAGCGCGGUGAUGGAGCGGCUCAAGCGGAGGAUCGAGCUCUUCCGGCGGCAUCACAGCAGCUGCGAGAACCGCUAUGAGAACACGGCCAUGGAGCGGCUAGAGAUGGAGAGGCAACAGACUUUCGCCCUUCAUCAGCGCUGCCUGCAAACCAAGGCCAAGCGCUCGAACAAGCACCGGCAGCCGCCGGCAGCGAGCGUGGACCCGGGGGGGCAGAGAGGCACUGGGAGUGGGGGCAGUAGCGCCGAGUUGGCGGACGGUGGCAACGGGACGCCCGGGGAGCAGAGCAGAAACAGCACGCUGAUCGCGUUACAGGAGACUGUGAAGAGGAAGUUGGAUAAUGCAAGCUCUCCUCUGGGCCGAGACCAGAUCAAUGGUUUCAAUGAUUAUCCAACUUCAAAAAAGGCCUGCGUGGAGGAUGCACUCUCUGGUCUGAAUGGGGUCUCAAACAGCACUGUGCCUCCUCGCUCACCCUUGGACACCAAACAUAACGUGAGUACAGACUCCAUGGUGCUCAAUGGGAACCACAGAGCCCCUGGCUCAGAGCACAAUGGAACAAGUAGAACAGAUAACGGUGCCGCACGUGGUUCAGAGUUCGAUUUCCGUCUGAAAGAAAUGAAGCGGGAGCCAGUAGACGAUAUCUUGCCCUGCAUACUGCCUACUGGAGGUGCGAAUGGCAACAACAGCCUGUUCCCUGACCUCAACCUCAAUGAUCAAGACUGGAGUGAGAUCAUGGAAGAGUUCAACCGUUCGGUUCCCUAUGAGGAAAUUCAAGAACUCUUCAGUGAUGGCUUUGGAGAUCGCAAAGACCCUGAUAUCCUGUCUGGGGGUGCAACUCAGAGCUUGAUGCCAGAUCUAGCGAGUGUGAAGACAGAAUUUUCCCCCACCACAGCUGCCUUCGAUCAGGACUCUUGCACUGGCUCACCCCAGAUGAGACCCACCUCAUCCGUGCCUCCGCUACACACCAAUUCCCCUGUAACUGCUCCGGUAACGUCUACAGCCUCCUCGCCAGCACAUCCGGUGCCUCAACUUUCACAACAGCCCCCCAUUCAGUCUGCUAGACCACUCCAGAAUCACCUGCCUGGUCCACCCAAAGACCUUUCCCCUGCACAACAGCUGCAGCAGUUAGCAGCACGUGAACAGCAGCGAGCACAAAUACUACAAAGCCAGCAGCAGCACGUGGUUCCGAAACAACCACAACAAAAACCGCAGCAACAGCAAACAGUAAAAUUCCACCAGCAGCCCAACCACCCCUCAUCAUGGCCCCAAAAUGCACCCACACAAAGUCAACUGGGUGGGACAUUUGGCUUGGAGAAGCCCACAAGCCCUUCCUUGUACCCUCAAGACUUCCCCAACCCCAAGACUUUGCUCAUACCGGGCCAGCAGCCCAACAAGGGUUCUCCCAAAGCAGGCACGCCAGCCGGGUACAUGCAGUCCGGAGGCCACGGCAACAUGCUAAGUCACUCAGCAGCUCCUACUGGGCCACUUAGCCACCUGGCUAACCCAGGAGCUCAGGCAGCCAUGUUGGACUACAGUAACACUAAACCCUUGUCCCACUAUGAGGCUGGAAUGCCAGGGGCCCCCAGGGGCCCGCUCAACACGCAGAACCAGAACAAACAGACCCAAGCGUUCCUGAAUUUGAUGCGUCACCAGCAGUUGCAGAAGCAGAGGCCGACAGGCAUGAACUUCAGACCAACUCACCUACAGCAUGCUCAGGAUUCAGGGUCCUACCCCACCGCUGCUCAUGUUCCUGGUCCCGGCAACACCAUGACGCCACAGCCGAGCGGCAACAACAUCCCUGGUAAUCAUGGUAAUGCGGUCUACAUGAAGCAGCAACAGCAGAUGCAGUUGAUGAGUCAGCAGCAGAAACAGUUCAUCCAGAGACAGAUGAUGGCUGAACAGGAGAAACAGCGGCAGCAGCAGGAACAGCAGUUGCAGAGGCACCUGACCCGUCCGCCGCCUCAGUACCAGGACCAACAAAGUCAGCAGGCCCAGCAGAAUCCAUUCCAGCAACAGCAGCAGGUCUCCCAGUUCACAGGUGCAACUCCCUGCUUGGCUCAGCAGCACCCCUCUGGCUUUACAGAACACAACAUCUCUGGUGCAUCUCAGCCAAUUGGAAAUGUAAACUCUCUCAGUGGCCCUGCGCCAGGAGCUCAAAGAAUGUUCCCUCAGACACAAGGUAUGAUGGGAAUGAGCGUGGGCCAAAGCGCCAUUCCGGCUCCUGGUGCCCCUUCGGGUGCCAGUCAAGCAGAUAUGAACCUCUCAUCUUGUGGAGGUGGUCUUGAUGUUCAACAAGUCAUGUACAGCAGCAUGUCCAUGCACCCCUCCCACCCCAACCAGCAGAGACCACCUGUAUCAGCCAUGUCUGCGGCUUAUAGACAAAGCGUUCUAGCAGCCCAGCAGCAAGCACAUUUAAAGAACCAACCCAAUGCCGCCCUAUUAAAACAACAACAACAACAACAACAACAGCAGCAACAGCUCGCUCGUUUGCCCAACAGCAUGCCCAAUGCUAUGGCGAAUAACAUGGGUGCAGCUAUGCCCACUUCCAUGCCUAAUAGUAUUCAGGGUUCUAUGCCUACACAGACCCAACCCUGGCAGCAGCAGCCUCAGCAGCAUCCGGGUCUCCAGCAGGGUAUGGGUGCCCCACUUGGCUCUGCUAAUGGAGGCAAUCCCGCCGGUUUUGCCAAGUCUGGCUUCCACAUGCAGUCUAGGAUGGCCAAGCUACCCAACAACGCCCUGUUUCCCCAGAGUGGAAUGGGUAACAACGUGGCAGGUAGGGCUUUGGUGGGCAUGAACCCUGCUCAUAUGAUUCCUAACAUGAACCAGCAACGGACCAAUAACCCCGCCAUGGGCCAACAAUUGCCCCCUCCCAACCAGCAGGCGCCUCAGCAAAGGCAGCCACAAGCGCCCCCUCAAACCCAGCAGGUUCUGCCUGACCUGGGGCACUUUAGACAGUCACAAACAGGACAGGUGCCCAACCGCACUGCGGGACUCCAGUGCAACCAGUCGUAUCAGCUUAACAGGACAGCCAAUCAGCAACUGCAGUUCGGCUACAGCAGCCAAUCUGGUGGCAGCUUGACAGGCUUCCCUGGCGAGACCGAUCUGGUGGACUCUCUGUUGAAGGAUCAGUCAACCCAAGAGUGGAUGGACGAUUUGGAUGAGCUAUUGGCCAGUCAAUGAGUGAUCCCAAUGGGCCAAUUACAGACCUUUGUAAGGGGCUAUUUAGACUGAACGCUUAUUUGAUAGAUGCAACAAAUAUGGAAUAGAACGCAGGUGUCUUGAAAUGCGUUUAACAUUUUUUUUUAUAAGGAAUAUUCCAGGUUCAAAACAAGUUAAGCUCGAUAAACAGCAUUUGUGGCAUGAUGUUGAUUACCCCCAAAAAUAAUUACAACUCAUUCCUCCUUUUCUUAAAAAUAAAUUUGAGGUUACAGUGAGGCACUUGAAAUGGAAGUGAAUAAAACUCCUGACAUUCAUUCUUUUGUUGAAACUUGUGUAUUAUUUGAGCUGUGAAGUUGUUUUUAUUGGUUCAGUUGUUUAUAUAGUUUACAGCAUUACAUCGUAAUGGCAGCGAAGUUCUAAAAUAAGUUAUAACAGUACACAGACAAAGUUUGUAAGCAUUUUCUUUAUGUCAUGUGGCUAUACUUUUGAAACUUCACUGUGACCCAGAUUUUUUCUUUUCUUAAAGGAAAAGAAAGAGGAGAAAACAAAGGUGUCGAAAUUAAGUGUUGUUGUAAUCCACAUUGGACCACAGAUGCUGCCGAUUGAGCUUAAUUCGUAUUCAACCUGGAAUAUUCCUUUAACUCAAAAACAUUUUUCUAGCUUGUCUAAGAGUACAGCUGGAUGUAAAAACAUAUUCCUUGUGAACAGCCCCAAAGCCUAUAUUGGUGCCUUUUGUAGAGAAGAUCAUUGAGUGUCCGCAUUUGGAUGUUGGUGAAAAUGGAUUUACUGGUCAUAUAGUGGUCAGAUCUGCUGUUGUCUCUAUUAUGUACAUUGUGUAUAUAAUACAACACGAGUAGGGCACAGGACCAAAAGCCUGUGGAAUUGAAGUAUUUUCUGGACUGGAAAUUUCGAGGGAAGCGCUCUACUACUGAACCUGUGGCUCAAUAAAACCACUGAAUUUUACUAUGAGAUGAGUGUAUACUUGUACACAGCCUAUUCAGCCAUUCAUAUGGUUCAUAUUGUAUUUGUAUUGCCUAGGUCUUUGCAAUAGGCAUGAGAAGUUAGAAGUCCCUUUUAUAGUCCCUCAGGCCUUAACUUUGCACUCUUGAGUUGCGUAAUAUGUGAUUUAUACAUCCAGCUAAAUAUGCGAGAAAGAGAGAGGCUUUCUCUUAAUCGUGGUUUCAAAGGUUGUUCAGAAUUUUCGUUCAGAAUUUUCAUUCAGUUUUCAAGUUCGGUCAUUGGAUAGUUUUAUAUUCACUAAGUUUAGGAAAUGGAUACUUUGUGAUUUAUCAGUUUGUGGCGCUUGCGGGAGUGAUACUGUAACCGUAAAAGAGGAAGAACAUUUGAAUUUAUUAAAACACUACAAUGCUCAAGUGAAAGUGGGUGGAGCCAUGUGAUGUCAUUACACUUUCAUUUAUCACUAUACAAAACUUUUUUUAUUUUAAAUUUGCUUUGAAAAGCCCAAAGUUAUAAUAGACUUCUAUGUUGGUAAGAGGGUUGGUUAAUAUUCCUAUCUUUUUCCUGUUAUGUUAAGGUAACGUUGAGAGAAGGUCGGGUGCUUUUCAGACCGGGCGUUACCUGCCUCAUUGCUGAACUUUCUCUGCAUUUGAGUCUGGAGUUCUUGUAUAUUUAUAUAUGUAUUUGUUUUGUAUGUAUGCAGUUUCUAUUGUUCAGGAAAAGAUAGAUCUUAUUUUUAUAUGUACAUUUUUAAAGUAUUUUAUACUUUUAUUAUUGUUCUCUGUAAAACAAGAGUAUUGUGUAAAUAUAGUUCUCUAGAAACUGGUUUGUUUGGUGUGUGUUUGUAUAUUUUGUGUAUUCAUGGAUACGUUGGUCUAAAUUUAAAGUUAUUUGCAUUUUGCAGCC
Messenger RNA from Xyrauchen texanus (razorback sucker), 6048 nucleotides. Its product is annotated as mastermind-like protein 1. The record is from RefSeq and is a predicted model, not a curated record. Gene Ontology annotation, cellular component: nucleoplasm; nuclear speck. Gene Ontology annotation, biological process: Notch signaling pathway; positive regulation of transcription of Notch receptor target. Lineage: Eukaryota; Metazoa; Chordata; Actinopteri; Cypriniformes; Catostomidae. Bases 1000 to 4206 code for a protein of 1068 amino acids. Gene Ontology annotation, molecular function: transcription coactivator activity. The transcript is spliced from 5 exons.